Mauremys mutica (yellowpond turtle) is the source of this 1445-nucleotide messenger RNA. RefSeq names its product olfactory receptor 10V1-like. Gene Ontology annotation, biological process: G protein-coupled receptor signaling pathway. Gene Ontology annotation, molecular function: G protein-coupled receptor activity; olfactory receptor activity. The transcript has a single exon. Bases 1 to 948 code for a protein of 315 amino acids. NCBI's taxonomy places the organism in Eukaryota, Metazoa, Chordata, Testudines, Geoemydidae. The record is from RefSeq and is a predicted model, not a curated record. Gene Ontology annotation, cellular component: membrane.
AUGGGGGAUGAAAACCGAACUGGAAUGACUGAAUUCUACUUCCAUCCCUUCUCAAGUCUCCCCAAGGUGCAGCUGCUGAUUUUCCUGAUCCUUCUGCUCAUGUACGUGGUCAGUGUCUGUGGGAACGGCACCAUUGUGCUCAUUGUCUGUACCAAUCGCUCCCUCCAUACCCCCAUGUACUUCUUCCUGGCCAACCUGGCAGCUAUGGAGAUCUGCUACUCCACCAUCAUUGCCCCACUGACCCUGGCCAAUCUCACAUCUUUGAGGAAGGCCACCAUCUCCCUGGCUGGCUGUGGCACACAGAUGUUCUUCUUUAUCUUCCUGGGAGGUGCUGGAUGUGUGCUGCUGGCUUUCAUGGCGUAUGACCGAUAUGUGGCUAUCUGCCACCCACUGCGCUACACCCUCAUUAUGAACUGGACUGUCUGUGUGAGCAUUGUAGCUGCAUCCCUGGUACUGGGCUUCUUGGUAUCCCUUAAUAUGACCAUCCUGAUCUUCCACCUGCCAUUCUGUGGCACCAAUGAAAUCUACCAUUUCUUCUGUGACAUUCCUGCUAUUCUGCGUCUGGCAUGCAGCAACACCCAUGUCCACCAGGUUGCCCUCUAUAUUUGUAGUGUCAUAAACGUGGCCAUCCCUUUCCUGUUGAUUUGCAUCUCCUAUGCCUUCAUUGUGGUCGCCAUCCUGCGGAUCAGCUCUGGAGCUGGCCGGCACCGUGCCUUCUCCACCUGCUCCUCCCACUUGAUGGUUGUUGCCCUGAUGUACGGCUGCAGCAGCUUCAUAUACUUACGCCCUAGUUCCAGUUACUCCCCGGAGCAAGGCCGGGUAGUGUCUGUGGUGUACACCUUUGUCACUCCUGUAUUGAACCCCUUGAUCUACAGCAUGAGGAACAAGGAGCUAAAGGAUUCCCUGAGCAGAGCACUGGGAAGGAAAAUGCUGCCUCAGAGUAAAUGACAGAUUUAGGACAUCCUUCAGUAAACAAGACCCUCUCCAGAGACACAAUGUGGGUAGCCCCAGUUGAUUGGGAAUGGGAUAAGGAGCAUUUUGCCUUAUAGUACCUUCAUGUCAGGGGCCUUGCCAUGUCUCUGGGUAUUAGGGAAUGGGAUUGUGAAGUUGUAUACCCAGGUGCUAUGGUACAUUCUGGUCACACAUGCUAGUUACAAGGAGAAACUGCUGUUGAAAUUGCCAAGUCCUCCUGGUGAGUACGAAAAGACAUUAGACUAGUCCAGGAGAAGCAGAGUACCAGAUUCCUCUGCCCAGUGGACUGAAGGUCUGAGAAUCUGCUUGAAACACUGUAGUUGUCACUCCUAGGGAGUCCGGUCUAGCUGUAUGUUUGACUGGGUGGGCUUUGGAGGAGCUGCUUCUUUAUCUCUCUCAACCAAAAGCGGUAUAAAAUAACACCAGGGUUACAUGAUGUCAACUAAAAUUUCUCCUUCCUAUAAUUUUUUUUU